AUGCAUUUCGAAGACGAGGACUAUUAUUUGUAUUUGCUAACCACUGAAGAUUUUCGUCCGGAAGCUCUCGAAAGUCUAAAACUGCACAACAACGAGGAAGACGAGGAAAUGACGAAAAACGAUGAGACGAAGCCGCAGAAUCCGUUGAAAGCCGCCAAAAUGUCGCUGAAAAUUCGAAGAGCGCUGAGAUAUUUUGCCGAUUCGGCGAAUGCUAGAGAGGUUUCUGAGAAAUUUGCUGCAAAAUGACUGUAAAUAUGGGCGGUUUGGUGGAAAAUCUAUUUUUUCGUGGUUUCUGCGGCGAGAAAUUGUGUAAACUUGCUGUAAAUUGUUAAAAUUCAUGUAUUUUCGCUGCGAGACCCGGAAAUCAUGGAUUUUUUGGGUUUCGAAGCGAAAAAGAAUCAAUUUUCGUUGCGAGAUCAUGAAAACCUGGAAUUUGAAGGUCUCGAAGCGAAAAUUGACCGAUUUUCGCUGCGAGACCCGGGAAAUGUGGAUUUUCAAGGUCUCGAAGCGAAAAUUGAUGUUUUUUUACUGCGAGACCCAGAAAACGUGGAUUUUCUUGGGUUUCGAGGCGAAAAAUCAUCUAUUUUCGCUGCGAGACCUGAAAAAUCGCAAUUUUUCGGAUUUUCAGCAUAUUUACAGUCAUUUUAAAGCAAAUUCCAUGCUGAAAAUCAUAAAAAACCUAUUUCCAACCUGAAAUCUAAUUUCAGAUAAUCCUUCUCGGUCGAAAAGCUCUCGAAGAUUCGCCCAACUCGGAAAUCCGUCCAAUUUUCGCCGAUCCCACAGAUCCACUCUCAAGAAUCGCCUCAAAAUCCAACAAAUGCGGACUUUUCGCAACUCGACCCAUCAAAGCCAACGAAUUUAUUCUGGUUUCAAUUGAGGCCUUUCUGGCGAGCCCGGAAGAAGUUGGGCGAAAUACGAGGGGCCGGAUUUUGCACGGUGUUUCGUUGUAUCAGGGAUUGAAACAUGAUUUCGGGUUUUUUGAUGUUGUUGAGGUGCCGAAAGAGGAGAGGAAGAGAAAACGACGAAAUUCGGUGGCUCGUUUUGAACCAGCUGUUAAACGAGGGUAAAAAUUGGAUUUUUCGUGGUUUUCUGAUCGUUUUGAGCUGAAAUUUGACUGGAAUUCAUGGUUUUCAGCAAAAUUGUCAUCAAAAAUCGAUAAUUACCUUCAAAAUGAUGCAAUUAUUGAUUUUUGUUGAAAAAUUGUUUGAAAAUCGUAAAUUCCAGCUCUAGAAGCUAUAUUUGCCUGAAAAUCUCAAUUUCUAGCCAAAUUUUCAGUCAAAAAUCGAUAAUUACCUUCACAAUGAUGCAAUAAUGAUAUCUGAUUGGAUUUUCAGCCAAAAAUCUGGAAAUAUCCGGUUUUCUGACUGAAAAUCCAACUAGAGAGCAUUAUUGCAUCAUUUUGAAGGUAAUUAUCGAUUUUUGACUGAAAAUUUAACUAGACAUCGAGAUUUUCAGCCAAAUAUAGCUUCUAGAGCUGAAAUUUACGAUUUUCAAAUAAUUUUUCAUCUAAAAAUCAAUAAUUCUUUGGAAAAUGAUGCAAUUAUUGAUUUUUGGAUGAAAAUUUGUUUGAAAAUCGUGAAUUCCAGCUCUAGAAGCCAUAUUUUGCUGAAAAUCCCGAUUUCUAGUCAAAUUUUCAUCUGAAAAUCGAUAAUUACCUGCAAAAUGAUGCAAUCAUGCUCUCUAGCUCGAUUUCCAGCCAAAUUUCCAGAUUUUUGGCUGGAAAUCGAGCUAGAGAGCAUGAUUGCAUUAUUUUGCAGGUAAAUAUCGAUUUUUGACUGAAAAUUUGGCUAGAAAUCGAGAUUUUCAUCCAAAUAUAGCUUCUAGAGCUGAAAUUCACGAUUUUUAGCUCCAAAAAUCCGCAUUUCCUUUGCAGACGCGGCGAAUCCGCAUCCUUUCCGCUUCCGGCAACCUCCUCUUCAAAUUCGGAAGACGACGAAGAAGAUGAGGCGAGCAUCUUCGAGAAAUAUAUUAUGUGCGUGGAUUUCCGCACGGCAUGCGCAAAAUCGCAAGCGAUUCGCCGCAAUUGCCGACCAAAUUGUAUUAUUCAAUACGUUUUGUUGGAUCAGCGAAUGGAGAUUUUCAUCACGGCGAUUCGCGAUGUGGAAGAGAAUGAGGAGGUUGGUUUUCUAGGCCACGCCCGGAAAUUUGACGAUUUUUGAGUCAAAAAUCAUGAAAAUUGAUGAAUUUUCACCUAAUUUGGUUUUCUAGGCCAUCAGUUGGUUUUCUAGGCCAUGAUAAUUAAAUUUAUCGAUUUUUGAGUCAAAAAAUGAUAAAAAUUGAUGAAUUUUGGUUUCCUAGGCCACCAAAAUAUUUUCUAGGCCAUUUGUUUUUGCAGCUGACAAUUGCACACGAUUUCGACUACUUUUAUUCGACCAAAAUGCUCAAUUGUGCACACUAUUUCGACGCGCACAAUUUGUGCGAGGCUGAGGUAGGUCCAGAAAACUAGGCCUGAUUAGUAGGCCUGAAAAUUUGGGAUUUUUUGAGUCCGAACAAGCCUAGGCUUCUCAGGCUUGAAACUAGGCUUUUAGGGCCUGAAAAUAUAUGCUCCACAUUAGGCUUUUCAGGCUCAUUUUUAAGCCUAAACAAGCCUAGAAAACUAGGCCUAAAAUAUAGACUUUUCAGGCCCAUAGGCUCAUCUAUAUUCAAAAUAUCACAAAAUCUUCAUUAAUCCACUUCAAUAUCGAACCCUUGCGGCUCUUUCCGCACGCUGCGCAUCUUUCCGCUGUUCCGCAUCGGCCGGUCCCCAAUUUCCGGCCGGGCGGAAAAGUACAGCCAGCGGUUCGCGAUUUUUUCGACGCAAAAUUUCUUCGCGCAAAAAAUAGGCGAAAACGAAGAUGAUUGCGGUGAACAUCAUCAUCCAACCGAGCCAAUUUAGCGGAAAUUCGAUUUGGAAAAAGCGAUUGCGACGUUGAAGGGUGAAAAUGAUGGCGAAGAACAUGCACUGCAAAAAAUUGAGUUAUGACGUGGUAUUUUGAGCCUAAAUUUGGUAUAGGCUAGGCCUGAGAUAGGCCUAGAAUUCGAUCUAGAUUAAGCCUGAAACUGGGCCUUAAAUCAUGCCUAAACGGGCCUGAACUUGCUUAAUUUGAAGCCUUUAAACCAUGCCUAGAAUGGGCCUAAAAUUGUUCAAUUCAAAGCCCUGAAGCCUGGCCUAAAAUUUCUAAAUUUAAAGCCUAAAGCCGGGCCUUAAACUAGGCCUAGAAUUGUUCGAUUCAAAGCCCCUAUUAGGCCUAAAAUUGUCUGAAAAAGCUGAAUUCAAAGCCCCAGAAGCCUAAAAUCCACCUAAGCCUAACAAAGCCCAAGGCCCAAAAAAAACCUAAAAACCGGGCCUUAAACCAUGCCUAAACGGGCCUAAACUUGUUUGAUUUAAAGCCUAACACCGGGCCUAAAAUUGUCUGAAAAACUGAAUUCAAAGCCCUAAAAGCCUGAAAUCCACCUAAGCCCAAGGCCCAAAAAAUAGCCUAAAAUCUAAUUUUUCAGAUAAAUCGCCGCAAUACAAUUCAAAGAUUUGUCGACGCUGCAAAAGAGCAACGAAAUGCUCCAACAACGAGCCAAAAUUUAUGA
Caenorhabditis angaria is the source of this 3561-nucleotide messenger RNA. The record is from the annotation of a GenBank genome assembly. Lineage: Eukaryota; Metazoa; Nematoda; Chromadorea; Rhabditida; Rhabditidae.